Molecule: messenger RNA, 928 nt
Organism: Spizellomyces punctatus DAOM BR117
Lineage: Eukaryota; Fungi; Chytridiomycota; Chytridiomycetes; Spizellomycetales; Spizellomycetaceae
Exons: 2
Coding region: 151-819 (222 amino acids)
Source: RefSeq, a predicted model, not a curated record
CGCCUUCGCUGUGCUGGGCCCAGGUCUUUGUGGCCGUCGGAAAAGAGAAGCGAUACGACGUAUCUGCUGGCAACGCUAUCAUUUGCAGUCUUAGCAUGUGGGGCGCCGGCGGUAUCCAUCAACGGCCAAUGUUCAACUAAAUAAAGCUACAUGCCCGUCCGGGCUUUUGUUGCUCAAGGUGGGGUUGGUGCGGAACGAGCGCUGACCACUGCGCUGCCGGUUGUCAGCUCAACUUUGGAAAUUGCUGGACCUCCACGAGCAGUAGGACGAGUGCGAUCACACGCAUCACAACAACAUCAACAUCUCGGAUCACCUCGAAUUCGAAAAUUUCAACCACCAACGCCACGACGACUUCCACCGCCAGAACCUCAACGAGCAAAACCUCUACAACUACUUCAAGCCCGACCACAGCACCAGGAUUUGCCGGAACCCAAACCCGGCUUCCUAUUUCCGCGCAAACGACCCAAAUACUACACCUUAGGGUUCGCCCCCGACUUCGGGGUAAUGAGCGAAGGCACGAAGCCGCACUGGAACGUUAACAAUGCGACUGAAACAACCCUUUGGGAAAAGUAUGGGAAGGAAUGGUGCGGCCUCGAAGUAGAAGUGAUUGACCCCGCCAAUCCCUCGCGCAAAUUCAUUCUCCGCAUCGUCGAUGCUUUCAAUUGGCCUGGAAUGAAAAAGGGCGAUAUUGAUACUAUGAUUGUGGCAUGGGAAAGAUUAGCCGGACGACCGGCUGUUAAUAAGCUGGAUGUCGCGCAGUGGCGCUUGACUGGGACGAGGAAUCCGCAGUAUGCGUUUAAGGGUAGAGGAGAUACCUAGAUGGGUUCUGAUGCGUUGCGUAUAGAGAUAGACUAGUGAAAGACAAAUAUACAGUGUAUCAAUUUGAUUGCUGUGGUAUCCGGGCUGCAUGGCCCUUACAGCGCACCGA